Cavia porcellus (domestic guinea pig) is the source of this 5616-nucleotide messenger RNA. RefSeq names its product adenylate kinase 4 (gene Ak4). Gene Ontology annotation, molecular function: ATP binding; nucleoside diphosphate kinase activity; AMP kinase activity. Lineage: Eukaryota; Metazoa; Chordata; Mammalia; Rodentia; Caviidae. The coding region runs from base 1353 to 1994 and encodes 213 amino acids. Gene Ontology annotation, cellular component: cytoplasm; mitochondrion. The transcript has 5 exons. Gene Ontology annotation, biological process: nucleobase-containing compound metabolic process. The record is from RefSeq and is a predicted model, not a curated record.
UUCUUUCCUUUCCCCUCCCAGGGAUAGGAACUUUUGUUUUCUGUUCAACUGGUGAUUGAACCUAGGGCCUUUGCAGGGAGUCGCAUGCUCCGCUCUUUUUGUUUUCGAGACAGGUUCUCACUAAGUCACUAAGCUCAUGCUGGCCUUGAACUUGCCAUCUACCUGCCUCAGCCUCCGAGUGUUGGGAUCCCAGGCCUGUGGGUCACUGGGGGGAGCGCUUUCACAGCUGGUGUCGAAGCAGGAGUCUACAUUGCCCAUUCCUGGCCCCUCCUUCCACCACCCCACCCUGGUUCACGGGGAGGGGUGGCAGAGGGGGCUGGGCCUGGUAUCAUCCCCUCUGUAUUUGGUGUGGUCUGAGCUGCCUGAAGGUCUGGGGUGGAGACAGCAGUGAGGACCAGGCUGGAGAGACCCUCCGAGUGGCCUUGGCACUCGGUUCUCUGGCGGCCUGCAGCGUUCCCUGUGGACCUGGCCCCUUUCAUGGGGGUGUGGGAUGCUCAUUCCUGCGCUGAGCCUUUGUGAACUGUCCGCUGCUGUUUUCAAUCCAUCGUUUUCAAAAGCCUUCCCUGCCCUGACUGUUUCUCUGCUUCUUGGUGCCACCAUCCAGCAGUCCCCAGCCUCACUUCCCGGGUCUGAGCAAUGUGAAAGUGCAAGUUUUUCUUUUUCUUUUUCCUUUGGCAACCAAGUACCUCUCACUGAACCGAUUUCCAAAUAUUACCCAGUGAAGAGGGGCAGUGGUGGCAGGCCGUUGCGGGCGGGCAGGCGGGCGGCUGGCUUCCGGCCCGGGCUGAGCGCUGCCCAGUGCCCUGCCACCCGCACUGGGGGCUGGCGCCCGGCUGCCCAGAGGAAGGAGGCUCCUGGCACCCUGCUGUCCUGCAGCCGCUGCCCAGUGACAGCCGCCCUUGCAGAAGGGCCGCUCCGGCGUCCCUGCUCGCUCAUCUCUUCCAUCAGUGCACACUUUGUUUAAUUUUAUUUUUGUUUGCAGUACGGGAGACUGAACCGGGGCCUUUGCACUGACCUGCCUCUCCAGCCCUUCUGCUUGCAGACUGGCAUCUGGCAAACUGCCUGGGCUCACAGCCUGCAUCACAGAGCCUUUUUGUUUUUGUUUUUAUUUUUGAGGUUAUAUAGUCCAGGUUGGCCUAGAAAUUGUGAUCCUCCUGCCUCAGCCUCCCGAUGCUGGGAAGACAAGCUUGUGCUACCAAAGCCUGGCCAGAUCCCAAAUCCUGUCUCAUUUCUGUAGAAGUUAGCCUGUACAGUGGUAUGUUCUGUUCCUCCAGCUCAAAUGGGAGGCAGUUUGUGUUUGCAGUGGAUCUGGACCAGCGCCUUGAUGCCUGGGGCUCUGCAGGCCCAAGUUUAUGGAAGGUUCCGGCCCCACCCUGCCUGCCCUGCCGGGUCUUUGGCCUGAGAUCUUUUCCUCUGCUGCUCAAGGCAAUACCCAGAGAGCUGCCUCCCCUUGCCAGUGGCUGGGAGAGGUGGGACACAUGGCCAGGCAGUACCUGGAGAAGGGCCUACUGGUGCCGGACCACGUGAUCACGCGGCUCAUGAUGUCCGAGCUGGAGCUCCGCAGUGACCAGCACUGGCUGCUGGACGGUUUCCCACGGACCAUCGGGCAGGCUGAAGCCCUGGACAGGGUCUGCGACCUGGACCUGGUCAUCAGCCUGAACAUCCCCUUCGAGACCCUGAAAGACCGGCUCAGCCGGCGCUGGGUCCACCUGCCCAGCGGCCGCGUCUACAACCUGGACUUCAACCCACCACUCGUGCCGGGUGUGGAUGACGUCACUGGCGAGCCGCUGGUCCAGCAGGAGGAUGACAGACCUGACGCAGUGGCCGCCCGGCUGCGGCGGUACAAGGAUGCGGCGAAGCCGGUCAUCGAGCUGUACAGGCGCCGUGGGGUGCUGCACCAGUUCUCCGGGACCGAGACCAACAAGAUCUGGCCUUACGUCCACAACCUCUUCUCCAGCAAGCUUGCACCACUGCAGUCCAAAGACACCAACUGAGGCCUGGGCAGGCGGGUGGCCCGGGCCCGGCACCUUCCUGGGGCGCAGGUGAUAGCCAGCCGGGAGCUCGUGGCGCCUUCUCUAGAGCAACGUCGACCCAAAGGGUCCUUAAUAGGAUCGAGGUCCCCAGAGGCCUCCCAGCCCUGCCUCCUCCCAGCUGUACGCUCAGCACCCUGGUGAUGCGGGCGGGAGCUGCUCCUGUCCCUGUCCCGAGCUCUGCUGGGUCCCAGUCCAGGAGCACCACACUGCCAGCUCUGUGCUCCUGGCGCCCCUACUUGUCCCCUGUGCCGGGGGACUCUGCUUCCACUGGGAGGAGUGUGACAUCCGCUUCCUUCCUUCUGCUAGUGGUUACGUGCAGGACCGAGGGCAGGGACCCUGUGGAUCUCCGAGCCCCAAAAGCUGAGCCCACAGCCGCUUGGCUCCAGCUUGCUCUCCUUUCAUCUCAGAAAGAUUAGAUCCCAAAGCCUCAGAGUGCUCAGAAACCGGAAAUUCAUAAGGAAACGCUGUAUGGUGCUCAGGCCUGUGGAGAGGGGAACGAGAGUCCAUGGAGUCACCAAUGAACAGGAAGGCGGAGCUUUUGAUGAGGACCAUGAGAGGACUGCGGCCGCACCCCCAGACCUGGGCAUCCCAGCGCACACCUAUCCCUCCCAAUUGUCCCUGCGUAUGCGAGGGGUGAAGAUGUGGGCUGGAGGAGGCUGUCACCCUGAUGACAACAGCCUGGCCAUUACAGGGAGAUGAGAGCCUUCCCUUUUUUCCUGCAUUUCCAAAGAUGCAGUCCCUGGGUGGUCAUGGGGUCUGAAAGUUCGAACACUGACCCCCCAUACUAUUUCUUACAAGGCGUCCCCGUUCUGGCUUGGUGCUGCCUCGCUGGCUGUGCUGCCCCAGGAAGAGCAGUGAGGUUAUCCCUGCUGCCUUAAGGGUGUGUGUGGCCCUGCCCACUGUGCCUGUCCCCCCCCCACCCCGGGUGUCCACAGCUGCUCCCCAAGUGACCCAUGAGACCCGUCACGCCAGGGGCGAGAAGGAAGCCUGGUUCUGCCUCUGUGGGGGGGGAGCGCCCUUCCCUCUGUGGUUCCUGCACCCGUCUGUCCCCUGCCGGAGCUCCCCUGCUCCUGGUGGCCUCUGGGCCUGCAGCCCCACCCUCCCUGUCCCUGCCCUGUGUCCCUGCACUCCUGUGCCCAAGCUCAGGAUUUCUGGGGAACGGGGUGGAGAGCAACCUGGGGAGAUGGCACCGUCCAACGUUGCUAUGGAGAUGACUUUUGGAUGGAGAAGUUGAGUUCUGGUUUCUGUGGAGGGUGUCACUCAGAGGGUGACAGCCUUUGCCAUUUCCCUGGUCCCCUCCCUUUUGAGGGGGCGAGUGGCUUCAGGACAUGGGCAGCGGUCGGGGACACGACUGGAUCCUGGGCUGUGGACUCUGGGCAGCCUAAGCCAGCAGUGCCCUCACCCCCCCCCGCCCCCCGCACACAGGUGCCCGCCUUGCCACUGCUCCCAGCCCCCACCCCAGCCACCGAGGCAGCCCGAGGCCCACAUGGGAGGCUGGCAGUGAAGGGUGACCCAGGGCCUGUGCAGACAUCUGCUCCCAGAAGGCAGAGGCUGCCUCUUUAGAAACAAGGGAGGUGGAGAUCAGAUCUGGGGACCCUGGCAGUGGCUCACACCACCCGUGAAUGGCAGAGUGGAGGGACCCUGGCUUUCCCAGCCUGAAGUGUGCCUCUUCCCGGAAGGGAGCGCCCUUGUUCUGCCCUGGAACCCAAAUCCCGAGGGCUGUUUCUGCUGGGGGCUUCCUUCUGAGGUCACUGGGGUGACCGAUCUAUCCCUUGCCCCCUGGCUUAUGUGAGGAAGCCAUGAGAGGAGGUUGGACCCUGCUCCCUCCUGUGUGCAUAAAGAGACCUCAGCAGCAGCCAGGUGUGGCCUGUGCUGGCUCCUGGGCCCCAGCUGCCCUCUGAUGGCCUUGGUUGUGACCUUUGCCCCAGCCAUCCCUGUCGUUCACCUGGGACUGGGCCUGGGCCUGGGCCCCUUGAAGCUCUCAGCGAGUUCACUUUUCUCCUCAGAGCUCAGAAUGGGUCCCACAGUGCGGCCUGGGCAGUGGGGGACCUCAGAAGUGCUGUACCCCAAGCUCAUGCUCUGCACCUGCCCCUGUGUCUGUCCCUGCACCCCUUGCACCACCAUGUGGUUCUGAAGGCGCCACCUGGACAGUGGCACGCGGGGGAUGUGGUUCAUGUCACUCGCCGCCUCCCUAACCCAGGCUCAGAUGCUCUGGUGUCACCGGAGGCCUCUGGGUGGCAGGGAAGAGGGGAGCCCCGGGCGCUGCCACCCUCAACCUCUUUGUGCCAUUGGAGCUGCUGAGAUGGGCACGGUUCCCAGGGGAGGACGCCUGCCCUGACCCAACCUGCAUGUAGGCUUCUGUAAAGUGUCCCUUUCUGGGGACCCAGGCUCAGGAUCAGGCUCUGAGCCAGAUUGCGGACCUCACCCCACAUCUCCUGCGUUUAGAGGCCGAGACCCCGUGUGUGUUGGCAUCUCGUACUUGUGGGGAUGCAUGAGGUACAGCACGCCCUCCUCUCCCUUUCCCUGCUUGGAGCUUCCAGAGCCCCUGCCUGGAAUCCUGGGCUGUGGUGACUCUGUGUAGACAGAGGCAGUCGGGGCUCCAGGGGCUUCAGGCUCACCAGGGGACUUCCUCAGGGUCCCCUCCCUUUCACAACAGCCUCCUGUCUUUGGCAAAGGGAGAGAUGAGUUGUAGAGUGCAAGUCCCUUUCUCCUUCCGAUUCUGGUUUUAGUGGCUUCCCAGUCCCCAUGGUGUCUCGGAAGAACUGAGGUUCAGCAGGUAUUCACCAUGGGCAUAUGGUCUGCUUGUGAGUUGGCCCCUUUCCUGCUAUGUAGUUCAGGCUGGCCUUGAACUCAGGUGAUCCUCCUGCCUCAGCCUCCUGAGUCCUGGGGUUACAGGUGUGCACCAACAUGCCCAGUCAGUCACACGAUUCUUGCUGGAGUAAAUGCCAUCAUCCAUAUGCCUUGGGGUGUCCCUUGCAGUAUGUGAGGGACGGGGGACAUUUCCAGAGGGCUGAAGUCCAUUCUAGGCAUGGGCGUGAACCCUGUCCUCCAGUGACAGUCGGGCUCUUGGAAUGAGAGACGUCCUGUUGGGAGCUUUUGAGGGGGCACCCGGCCUCAGGUUCUCCCCGGUGAAGCCAUUUCAUAUUUAGAGGAAAGGGAAGUGGGUGCUCUGUUUCAGUCAGCUCCCGGGGCCUCAGGGCUCGGAGCGCCCUUCUAGUUUCAUGGAAGUUUGUACUACUGAUUUUUACAGACCCUGCUGCUGGGGCGGGCGCGUCCCUGGGGCGGUGCUGAGCUACUGCAGCUUUUCACUGUGACGCCCCCAGCUGCACCCGCCUGUGGCUCAGUGACACUGACCUGGUGACUGUCCUGGAGGUGUCGGUUCCUGGUGCCCGGGCUAAUCAUGUGUGGCCUUUGGAUUCUGAGCUUGCUCGCUCAAGCCUCUCAGCCGUCUUGUGCUCUCUGUCCUGUGUCCUGUGCCCUCUGCAUCUUGUUCACUGUAUGAUUGACUAUUUUGGUUACCUGGCUUAAAGAUUGAUUCCUACUUCUCAGUUUGAUAGAAAUAAAGUUCUUUUUCUCAUCAGAA